UUUGGGGUCAGUGGUACAGAAGCAUCAGUGCAGCAGUAAAGGAAAGAAUCUUCAUCAACACACCUGUCCUCUAGUCACCUCUGCAGCUCGGAGCAGACAAAAUGACACAGGAUUAUUCUGGGUUCCCCUUAGUUAGGAAUGUGUUUAACAAUGGCACGGUGGCCCUCAACAACCCGGCGGAUAUCUCCGUCAUUGUGAUCUACUUUUUGGUUGUCUUGGCAGUCGGAGUAUGGGCUAUGGUGAGCACAAACCGAGCCACAGUAGGUGGAUUCUUCCUGGCAGGAAGAAGCAUGGUGUGGUGGCCUAUUGGGGCAUCUCUCUUUGCCAGCAACAUUGGCAGUGGGCAUUUUGUCGGCAUUGCAGGGACUGCGGCUGCAGGUGGAAUUGCCAUUGGCGGAUUUGAAUGGAAUGCCCUUGUGGUGGUGAUCAUUCUUGGAUGGCUCUUUGUGCCCAUUUACAUCAAAGCUGGGGUGGUGACCAUGCCAGAGUACUUGAAGAAGAGGUUCGGAGGCCAGCGCAUCCGCAUCUAUCUCUCAGUGCUCUCACUCUUCCUCUAUGUCUUCACUAAGAUCUCAGCGGAUAUGUUCUCUGGAGCCAUCUUUAUUAACCAGGCUCUGGGGCUGAAUAUCUACCUAGCUGUGGUUCUCCUACUAAGUAUCACUGCUCUAUACACAGUCACAGGUGGACUGGCUGCAGUGAUCUACACAGACACUUUGCAGACUAUCAUCAUGGUCGUGGGAUCUUUCAUCCUCAUGGGUUAUGCCUUCAAUAAGGUGGGAGGUUAUGAGAACUUCCAGGAACGCUACAUGAUGGCCAUGCCUACUCGGACUGGGGUCAACAUCAGUAAGAGAUGCUACACCCCUAGGCCUGACUCCUUCCACAUCUUCAGGGACGCGGUGACAGGGGACCUGCCCUGGCCAGGCCUGGUGUUUGGUCUCACUGUCCAGGCCACCUGGUAUUGGUGCACUGAUCAGGUGAUUGUCCAGCGCUGUCUAUCUGCCAAAAGUCUGUCUCAUGUCAAGGCUGGCUGCAUCCUGUGUGGCUACCUGAAGCUGUUGCCCAUGUUCGUCAUGGUCUUCCCUGGCAUGAUCAGCCGAAUCCUCUACCCAGACGAGGUGGCGUGUGUGGACCCAGAUGAGUGCCAGACGUACUGUGGUGCCAGCGUGGGCUGCACCAACAUCGCCUAUCCUAAACUAGUGGUAGACCUCAUGCCAAAUGGUCUGCGAGGCCUGAUGCUGUCGGUGAUGAUGGCGUCUCUGAUGAGCUCCCUGACCUCCAUCUUCAACAGUGCCAGCACCCUGUUCACCAUGGACAUCUACACCAAGAUACGCAGCUCUGCCUCCGAGAAGGAACUCAUGAUCGCUGGGAGGGUAUUUAUCCUGGUUCUGAUCGGGGUGAGUAUAGCGUGGAUCCCUGUGGUCCAGUCUGCUCAGAGCGGCCAGCUCUUUGACUACAUCCAGUCCAUCACCAGCUACCUGACCCCGCCCAUCGCAGCCACCUUCGUGCUCGCCAUCUUCUGUAAGCGUGUCAACGAGUCGGGUGUGUUCUAUGGGCUUAUGAUAGGCCUGGCCAUUGGUCUAUCCAGGAUGAUUGCUGAGUUUGCCUAUGGGACGGGCAGCUGUGUGACCCCUACUAACUGUCCUGAGAUCAUUUGUGGGGUCCACUACCUCUACUUCUCCAUCAUUCUGUUCUGCAUUUCGUGCUUGGUGAUACUCACCAUCUCCCUCAUGACCAAACCCAUUGAAGACAAACAUUUGUACCGGUUGUGCUGGAAGCUGAGGAACCACACAGAGGAGAGGUUGGAUCUGGAGAUAGAUGAUUGGACAGAAAACCAAGAUACAGACUAUAUGGAUAUUGAAGAGCCCACAGAGGAGCCAGGCUGUUGUAAGAAGGCAGUGUUGAACUUCUGUGGUUUGGAAAAGUCGAAUGCUCCCACGCUGAGUGCUGAGGAGCAGGCUGAGCUGCAGAGGAAACUCACAGACACAUCAGAGAAACCCUUGUGGAGGAAUGUGGUCAAUGCCAAUGGCAUUAUCCUCCUGUGUGUCUGUGUCUUCUUCCACGGUUUCUACGGUUAAACAUCUCCUCAUCCUGGACCUCCACUGCCCUAGAGUCUGGACUGUCUAACCAUAAACUUGAGUAGUCUCGUCUUUCAACCCUGAAAUCCCCCCCAGACUCACGAUGCACUGUACAUGGCAACCUCUCUUAUCCAUCAUCUGGGGGCCUGAACUGUUUUAUCCACACCCCCGUAACGUGGUCAAUGCUAUGACCGCCUUGGCUUCAAGAUACCCUGCUCCAUACCUGUUAGACUGUCCUAGACACUAUCUGGGAGUCACAAAACUCCUUUGUUUGGUGUUCUUUGCUUUGUGGACUUUUACAUUUUGUGUAUGUACGAUGAAUGUGUAAUGAUGAUAAUAAUGAGGAUGAUGAUGCUGAUGGAGGAUCUGAAUAGGACUUAGUGUAAAAUUGUAUCCAAUGUUCACUUUGAUCUUUCUGCCCUUCAUGAAGUUACUAUAGUUUGGUAUAUUGCAACCACUAGGUGGAGCUACAGUAUGAAUAAACUUAAGAUUGAACAAUAUCAUUACCAAGGUAACACUGUAUAGCCAGUGGAUUUAAUGGCAUUGAGACAUAAAAUGUAAUGGAAUGAGAGGACAAAUACCAUAUACAUGAGCAUGCAUGACAUGUACUAACUUUGUAAUCUAAUUAAUAAUGUAUUCCAUCUUAGUUAGAAAAAAGUUGAACACUAACAUAUUUUUCAGAGGGAGGGACGCACCAACUCACACAUUCGAUCUCCUACCUUGAAUCGAGCCUGGUUUUUGUGACGUGCUAUCAAAGAAUUUUUUUUUGUUGCCAUAUUUAAUAUUUUCUCUAGCUGUCAUUUUGUUUUGCUACGUGCUAAUGAAUGAUAUCUCAAGGAUGGAAGRAGCAGGGAAUCUUCUCAUAAUACUGGAGUAAUAAUCCACUCAAUACACACACACACACACAUACGAGCCAGCCUGCUUGUCACAACACCUGGAGUACCAACAAUGUAAAAUGCCACGGCCAAGGUUGGUUUACACUCUGUUAGUGUAAGUAUACCUGUUGCAAGAAGUAUACCCUAACCCUAGAAUGGUAUUAGAGUUGUUCCAUGUAAUUUCACCAUGACACCCACCAUCUCUGUUUCUAACUAAAGAAAUUGUUAAUUUAAACUGAGUUUAAAUGUAUUUGGCUUAGGUGUAUGUAAACUUCUGACUUCAACUGUAUAUAAAAUUGUUUUAAGAUGGUCAUACCAUGGAUCAUUUAGCUAUUUGAUUUAGAAAUGUAGGACCACUGUAGGUAUUCCAAUUUUCAGGAUGUCUCCUGGUCUGACAAACAGUGCUGGAACUCUGCCACUUUCCAAUACAGAUGCGGACAUAGGCGGAUGUAGUGGAUUGAGACGGAGCCAUGCAAAGAAACAGAUAUCUUUAGCUGAUUAAUUUUGAUGAGGAUUUUUAAGGCCCACAACAUCAAAGAUCCACCACCAUAUUUUACAGUUGGUAUGAGAUUAUUUUCUGUAUAUGCAUCCUUCUUUUGACGCCAAUCCCACUAUUUGACGCCAAAUAGAUCUAUUUUCAUGUCAUCCAACAAAUGUAAAUGCCUGGCGUUUGCUAAACAGUACUGGCAAUUGGAUUGGAACCGGUGCUAUGGUCAGAUGACAUGAAAAUAGGGCUCUUUGACCACGCACACCAGUGGUGGGUUUAGUGUUGAAUGAUGGAAGCAUAUGCAGAGAAAAUACCUACUGUAAAAUAUGAUGGUGGAUCUUUGAUGUUUUGGGUCUAUUUUGCUUCCUCUGAACCUGGGGCCCUUGAUAAGGUCAAUGGAAUCAUGCACUGACACAAAUCACUGAUGAUUGGCUGAAAUAAAUUAAUAAUAAUAAGAUUGUGGGAGCUGUUUUGUAAGACUUCAGUGUAGCUUUUGACAUUGUCAAUAAUAGUCUGCUACUGUUAUGGCUUUACAUCCUCUGCCAUAUCUUGGAUUGGGAGUUACCUAUCUAACAGAACACAGAGGGUCUUCUUUAAUGGAAGCCUCUCUAACGUAAACCAGGUAAAGUUUGGCAUACCUCAAGGUAGCUGUCUUGGUCCCUUGCUUUUUCUAUUUUUUACUAACGACCUAGCCUUGAGUAAAGCCUGUAUGUCUAUGUACGCUGAUAACUCAACAUUACAUACAUACUGUACAUACCCCACAAGACAUGCCACCAGGGGUCUCUUCACAGUGGGAAACACACAGUACA
Salvelinus sp. IW2-2015 is the source of this 4246-nucleotide messenger RNA. RefSeq names its product sodium/glucose cotransporter 1-like. Gene Ontology annotation, cellular component: plasma membrane. Gene Ontology annotation, biological process: sodium ion transport; transmembrane transport. NCBI's taxonomy places the organism in Eukaryota, Metazoa, Chordata, Actinopteri, Salmoniformes, Salmonidae. Gene Ontology annotation, molecular function: D-glucose:sodium symporter activity. The record is from RefSeq and is a predicted model, not a curated record.